Messenger RNA from Patella vulgata (common limpet), 1267 nucleotides. Its product is annotated as acyl-coenzyme A thioesterase 8. Bases 312 to 1220 code for a protein of 302 amino acids. Gene Ontology annotation, cellular component: peroxisomal matrix. The record is from RefSeq and is a predicted model, not a curated record. The transcript has 6 exons. Gene Ontology annotation, biological process: fatty acid catabolic process; acyl-CoA metabolic process. Gene Ontology annotation, molecular function: fatty acyl-CoA hydrolase activity. Lineage: Eukaryota; Metazoa; Mollusca; Gastropoda; Patellidae.
UUGUACCGUGAUGGCUUUUUACCGUUAAAAUUACAAUAAUUUCACUAUUUUCCAAUUACACGUGACGCAAAUGAUUUACUAUUCAAUGGAUUGUUUUAUUUUUUCUAUUUACGCAAUAAUAUUGCUGUACACUGUUAAUUAGAAAGGAAUAAACGUUUUAUAAUUUUAUCAAAAUAUUGACGUUAACAUUUAUUUUUACACAAGAGUUACCUCUCUUCUCAUGAAACAACAGUAAAUUCAAUCUGCAGCACAACCACAAAGGAAAGAGAAGGGGUGACAAAAACUGUUAACAACGGUCCAUUUCUAAUGCCAUGGAUCCAGAAAGUGAUAAUGUCUUGCUGAACCAACAUUUAAACCUCGAAAAAAUUGAAAAGUAUCUUUAUAGAAGUACAUAUCAGCAAGUUAACCCAGGAGGAAGGAACAUCUUUGGGGGUCAGGUGAUCGGACUGGGGUUAAUUGCUGCCUGUGAUACAGUUGAACCUGGAUACAAUCUUCAUAGUUUACAUUGUUACUUUCUUAAAGGAGGAUUAGAUCAGCCGAUAUUAUAUCAAGUUGAAGCAACUCGAGAAGGUUCAACAUAUUGUAGUCGGAGUGUAAAAGCUAUUCAAAAUGGUCUAACUUUAUUCACCAUGCAAUGCUCAUUCAAAAAACCAGAAUCUGAUUCAUUUGAGCAUCAGUUUAAAAUGCCAGACGUACCAAAACCAGAAGAAUUAAAAGACACAUCUCAGUUAUUACAAAAUUGGAUUGAUGAUACAGAUCCAUCUGAUGAAAAUUUCCGUGGUAUAUUAAGAAGUUAUAGGAUGAUGGUAGACAGAGAUACGUAUGAAGUAAGACCUUGUUAUCCCCAGAGAUACCGACACGAGACAGGUUUAGAACCCUGGGAUUGUGUAUGGAUUCGAUCAAAACAACCUUUAGGUGACGACGCCCAUUUAAAUAAAUGUGUAGCUGCAUAUUACUCAGACAUGCAUAUAUCGAUUGUUUCUUCAUAUCCCAAACCACAUAUUCCUGGGACUUUUCAGUUCCUCACGUCGUCAUUAGAUCACUCAAUGUGGUUCCAUCAUCCCUUCAGAAUAGACGAUUGGUUGUUAUAUAAAAUGGAAAGCCCACAUACAGCUAAUGGUCGCGGAUUUAGUGUGGGGAGAUUCUGGUCUCAAGAUGGUAAAUUAGUUAUAUCAGUGGCUCAAGAAGGAAUGAUCAGAACUCUAAAAGCCAAAUUAUGAUCAAAUUAUUUUUAUAUUUCUAGGGAAUUUAUUCUUUGACAAAUCAA